Molecule: messenger RNA, 2110 nt
Organism: Cucurbita moschata (crookneck pumpkin)
Lineage: Eukaryota; Viridiplantae; Streptophyta; Magnoliopsida; Cucurbitales; Cucurbitaceae
Product: BTB/POZ domain-containing protein POB1-like
Exons: 6
Coding region: 279-1931 (550 amino acids)
Biological process (GO): response to red light
Cellular component (GO): nucleus
Molecular function (GO): protein binding
Source: RefSeq, a predicted model, not a curated record
AGUAUAGUGAGUGACGAGUAUAAAGACAAAAUUAACCAACUGAAUUCUGCAGAUAUGGAAACGAAGGAUUUUGAUUUUGAUUUUGAUUUUGAUUUUGAUUUUGAUUUUGAAUCCAACCAACAAUCUUCUUCUUCUCUUGCAAUCUAUAAAUUCUCCAUCUUCUACAUUUAUUUCUGAUUUUUUGUUUGUUUUUACCUUUUUGGCCGAUUUGCUGAGGGUUUUAGGGGCUUCAACACCAAGAUCUUUCUUCAAUUGCAGCUGUGUUUCUGUUCCCAAAUAUGAAAGAUUUCAACACUGAUUUGUUCGAUCCCAGAGCCGCGAUUGACUCGGAUUAUGUGCUCGCUGCUUCCACUUCGUCGCCGGAUUCUGAUUUUGGUUUCGCUUUUGACGACAGUAACUUUUCUGAUCGCCUGCUAAGGAUUGAGAUCGUUGGUGGCUCCGAUGAAACUGAGCCGGAUUUUGCUGGCCGUAGUAGCGUCCUUGAUUGGGCUCGCCGAAAGAGGAGGAAAGAAGAAAGGAAAACGGAAAAUUUUCUCGAUCUCGGUAAAUGCCCACAGCAGCAAGUUUUAACCUGUGAUGAUCCUGAUAUGGUCGAGGUCUUGUCCUUAGAAAAUCCAGAUGAGGGACCUGUGGCAAUGAUUGAAGAAUCACUAUCAGGUGAUGAAGCUGCCAAUGGCAAUGAUUUAAAUUUGGAUUCGUCUACCGUGACGAGGGUGAAGACCUUGCAUAUUAGCUCUCCUAUUUUGGCGGCCAAAAGCCCGUUCUUCUAUAAGUUGUUCUCAAAUGGUAUGAAAGAAUCCGACCAACGACUUGUGACCUUGCGGAUCAGUGCCUCUGAGGAAGCUGCUCUGAUGGAGUUGUUGAACUUUAUGUACUGCAAUAGCUUGUCUGUUACCAAAGCUCCUGCUUUAUUGGACGUGCUAAUGGCUGCUGAUAAAUACGAGGUUUCUUCAUGCAUGAGGUAUUGCAGCAGAGAAUUGCGACUUUUGCCUAUGACACCUGAGUCUGCAUUGGUCUAUUUGGAUCUUCCUUCCAGUGUUUUAAUGGCUGAAGCCGUCCAAUCACUGACCGAUGCAGCAAAACAGUACCUUGCUGGUCGUUAUAAAGACUUAAUCAAGUACCAAGAAGAUAUAUUGCAGUUUCCCCUUUCUGGGAUAGAGGCAAUAUUAUCUAGUAAUGAUCUUCUAGUAGCAUCGGAGGAUGCAGUAUUUGACUUUGUUUUGAAGUGGGCGAGGUUCCAUUAUCCUUCGUUAGAGGAGCGGCAAGAAGUCCUCGGUGUUCGUCUUGCUCGAUUCAUUCGCUUUCCUUACAUGUCCUGCCGGAAGCUUAAGAAGGUAUUGACAUGUAUCGACUUUGAUCACGAGGCUGCUUCCAAACUCGUGCUUGAAGCACUCUUUUUCAAAGCUGACUUCCCCCACAGACAACGAGCCUUGAUUACCGACGACUCUACUUCCCCGAGCCAUCCCUUCAUCGAGAGGACCUACAAGUAUCGGCCAGUUAAGAUCAUCGAAUUAGAACUUCCUCGACAGCAGUGUGUAAUAUUUCUGGACUUGAAAAGAGAAGAAUGUAUAAGCUUGUUCCCAUCUGGACGAAUUUAUUCACAAGCAUUUCAUUUGGGAGGGCAAGGAUUCUUCUUGUCUGCUCAUUGCAACAUGGACCAACAGAGCUCCUUCCAUUGUUUUGGAUUGUUCUUGGGGAUGCAGGAGAAAGGGUCUGUGACUUUUGCGGUGGAUUACGAGUUUUCAGCAAGAUCAAAGCCGAGCGAAGAGUUCCUCAGUAAAUAUAAGGGUAACUACACGUUCACAGGCGGAAAAGCUGUCGGGUACCGGAACUUGUUUGGUAUACCAUGGACUUCCUUCACGGCUGAAGAUAGCAUUUACUUCAUAAAUGGCGUCCUUCACCUCAGAGCAGAGCUUACCAUCAAGUCAUGACCUUCUCUACAUCAUAUAGGUGAAGUUUGAAAGACUUCCUUUUCAUGCUGACACUGUCUGUGUAGUUCUUAUAGCUGUUCUUUUUAUGGUUAGGAGAAUAGAUAUUUAGGUUUCAGUUUUAUGUUCAAUUCUAUUACGUUUGAAGGUGAAGCAAUCAGAAAAGUUCUCACUAAAUUGGA